UGCUGGCACUGCGGCGGUGACCUGACCAAGCCUCGUCCAGUCGAGCCCAAGAUUCCGACACCGACAGAACCCCUCGCCGAAGACAUGAAGGCCGCCGAGACCAACCGCGAGAGGUUCGCCAUCAACAAGUCCUACAGUAUCGAGAAUGGCUACCCCGCCCGCCGCCGCUCGCUCGUGGACGACGCCAAGUUCGAGAGCACCAUCAAGAAGCAGCAGAAGCAGACGUGGAUUGAGGAGGCCAAGAGACUGUCGUGUGACGGAGAGCUGAGCGAGGAGGAGGUGUUCCUGGUGCAGAGCCCCUGCGAGCCGGACGUCCCCCAGCAGGUGGCUCUCGUCCUAGCGCUCGUCGACGGCAUCACCAGCCUCCCGAGGAUCAUCAAGACCAUUGAGAACUUCAAGGGCACGGUCGUCCACGUGGAGACGCGACCUGCUCCUCGCAAGGGCGUGGCCUUCGACUCCUGCUCAAAGGUGCUGAUCCUGGAGCCCCUCCUGACGCUGCUCAAGAGCCUGCGCCAGGGGGCCUCCAUUGCCUCCGUCAACCUGCUGUCGGAGCAUCACUCUUCGAUCAAAGAGCCGUGGUUCCCGAAGCACAUCAGCGAGCUGGACCUGUGCAACCACCUCAUGACCAAGUACGAGCCCGACCUGGACAUGGACCACCCGGGCUUCGCCGACCAGGACUACCGCGCCAGGAGGAAGGAGAUCGCCGACAUCGCCUUCAAGUACAAGCACGGCGAGCCCAUUCCCCGCAUCGAGUACCGGCCGGAGGAGAUCGCGACGUGGGGCGCCGUGUUCCGCGAGCUGGAGCGCCUCAUCCCGAGCCACGCCUGCCGCCAGUACCGCGAGGUGUGGGACGUCCUCAAGAGGGACUGCGGCUACGCCGCCGAUAACAUCCCGCAGCUGGAGGAUGUGUCCAGGUUCAUGAAACGCCGCACGGGCUUCUCCCUGCGCCCCGCCGCCGGCCUCCUGACGGCGAGGGACUUCCUGGCCUCGCUCGCCUUCCGCGUGUUCCAGUGCACGCAGUACAUCCGCCACCACUCGUCGCCGCACCACUCGCCCGAACCAGACGCCAUUCACGAGCUGCUAGGCCACGCCCCCCUCCUCGCGUACCCGCAGUUCGCGCAGUUCUCGCACGAGCUGGGGCUGGCCUCCCUCGGCGCCUCCGACCAGGAGAUCGAGAAGUUUGCUACCGUAUGUACUUGGUUCACGGUGGAGUUCGGUCUGUGUCGCGAGGGCGGCGAGGUGCGCGCGUGGGGCGCCGGCCUCCUCAGCAGCUUCGGCGAGCUCCAGCACGCGCUCUCCGACAAGCCCGAGCGGCGGCCGUUCGAGCCCGCCAGGACCGGUCAGCCCUACCAGGACCAGGACUACCAGGACCUCUACUUCGUGUCCGAGAGCAUCGAGGACGCGCAGGACAAGUUCAAGCGCUGGACUUCGCAGACCCUGAGCCGGCCCUACGAGGUCCGGUACGAGCCGUACAGCCAGAGCGUCCAGACCCUGGACUCGGUUCAGAGGCUGGAGGACCUGAGCGCGGCGCUGGGCACGGAGGUCUCGCGCCUGAGGAACGCCAUUCAGAAGAUGAAGUUUUGAAGCGACCGAGAAAGAGGAAGGCUCUGGAGUGACCGGAGAGAGAGAUGAAGUUUCUGAAGUUUCUAAGGAUGAAGAUGAAGUGUCUGGAGUGACUGAAGAGAGAGGAAGUUUCUGGUGACAAAAA
This is a messenger RNA of Penaeus vannamei (Pacific white shrimp), 1708 nucleotides long. Lineage: Eukaryota; Metazoa; Arthropoda; Malacostraca; Decapoda; Penaeidae. The record is from RefSeq and is a predicted model, not a curated record.